Molecule: messenger RNA, 1858 nt
Organism: Papilio polytes (common Mormon)
Lineage: Eukaryota; Metazoa; Arthropoda; Insecta; Lepidoptera; Papilionidae
Exons: 6
Coding region: 49-1458 (469 amino acids)
Biological process (GO): endoplasmic reticulum to Golgi vesicle-mediated transport; GPI anchor metabolic process
Cellular component (GO): endoplasmic reticulum
Molecular function (GO): phosphatidylinositol deacylase activity
Source: RefSeq, a predicted model, not a curated record
UAUUUAAUCCGCAGUAUAUCAGCGUCUUGGUAUCUCCGUUUGGGUGAGAUGGUGAGGAACUACUCGCCGGUGCUGUUUCCUUACGUAGCUGUGAUACUCUUGUUAGCAACUAGAAGUAAUAUGAUAAACUUGAACGUCCACGGCACUUGUCUGUCUGUACAUCAAGCCUUGUUGUGUAAAUAUUCAGAAGCGUUGUACGCGAUAGCUCUGCUUGGAAUCAUCGGUAUGGCUUUCACAUACAUACCAGUACUACAUAUAAAUGAUAUAGUGACGUUAAAUAAUCAAGAAUUAAUAUACUUUGGGCGGUCGCUGUUGACUGUGGGCGCGUACUACGCGGCCAUGGGCAUCGUGUUUGUUGCUCACGCGGCUAUACUAGCUAUCAUCGUGUUCAGCUCACAACUCGCAUAUAGGUUCUUUUUAAGGAUUGUCUGGCGUGGUGGUGGAAAUGUUGCAGAAAACGUAGCUUUGGGACUACGUAAGUUACCAGUAAUUGUGACCUUAACUAUGAGCUUCAUAACAUUUAGUUGCGGCGCCGCGGCGCUGGCGCUCGGCGCUGCCUUCUACGCAUUUAUGAUAUCCAAAAUGUACGAAGACUACCUCGAAGAUUAUGUUUAUAAAUUGAUGGCGAUAAUAGGAAGUAGGAUCUGCAAGAUCUUUACUUCAAAAAAUAAAGAAAAAAGUAAAAUGCUAUCCAUAGACAAUAAAAACGAUAAAGAGGACAUAGAUAAAGAAUCUAAGGAAGAAUCAAAUGUUUGCCAAACGAAAGAGGAUACUAAACCUACUGAAGAACAUGAUAAUUUUGAUGAAGAUUUGAGCAAAUUGAACUUCCACAUGAUGAUGUUGCUCUUGUGGUUGAUAAUCACUGUCGUUAAUGUUCCCGUACUUUUGACUUGGGCUAGGAAUUUUAAAUAUAAUGUAUCCUUAUGUCCUGAUACUUCCUACAUCUCUGGUUGUGUGAUGACAUUCUGCUCGGGUGUUAUUUGGCAAAUGGAUGCACCAAAAAGGAAAUCGGUCUAUUAUGAAGCAAUAGCUAAUCUUAUUAUACCAAUAACUAUAUUUAUAUUCGUAUUAGGACCAUUUACAAUGACAUUAGUCAAUUAUGGCAUGACUUUUAUAUUCACCAUAAUAACAUUGCAACAACUAUUUCACUUAUAUUAUCAUGAAAGUAAUGAAACAGUUAAUGAAGAAGUAAAAUCAACGGAGGAAACUGACACUUCUAAAUUACCAAGUGCAAAUGUACUAAAUAAUGAUGAGAAAGCUAGUGAAGAAACGAGAGCAAAGGAUGAAAAAGGUGAUGAAACUCAAACCAAUGAAAAGGAAAAAUCUAAUAAUUCACAUGUAGAUGAAAAGUUAAUUGAAGAUUUACCCAAUGAAUGUGAUGUUUGUGAUGAAAAUAGAAUAUAUAAGGUAUUUAAAAAUCUCAGAGAUAAAUUUAGCUUUAGUACUGAAAACUCUUAAAUGACCAGUGGAAAGUUCCUUGAUUAUUUCAAGUUCUAUUUGUGAGUUUGAGGAAAUUGUUAAAUAAAAUUAAAUUGUUUUUUAGGCAGCUAAUGUAUGAGAAAAGUUGUUUUUUGUAAAUAUUUUUUAAUUGCUAGUUUUAGCAAUGAAUAUGUUUGUCUAUUAUGAAAAAAAAUCUGAUUGAAACAAAAUAUUGAGAUUUUUUUAUACAAUUAAACUUUUGUUAACUUGUACUAGAUUUUUUUUAGUUUGUGAACUCAGCAUUAUAAUGCACUACAAUUUAAAUGACAACCAUGAGAUUUUUUUUACAUACAUUUACAUCCCUUUUUAUUUUGUAUAGCAAAUGAAAGUAUUUGUAACAAUUGACAUUAUCUGUUUAUAAAUAAAGAACCGAGUUUUC